Messenger RNA from Andrographis paniculata, 2392 nucleotides. RefSeq names its product condensin-2 complex subunit H2. The record is from RefSeq and is a predicted model, not a curated record. Bases 186 to 2168 code for a protein of 660 amino acids. Gene Ontology annotation, cellular component: nucleus; condensin complex. Lineage: Eukaryota; Viridiplantae; Streptophyta; Magnoliopsida; Lamiales; Acanthaceae. The transcript has 11 exons. Gene Ontology annotation, molecular function: chromatin binding. Gene Ontology annotation, biological process: meiotic chromosome condensation; mitotic sister chromatid separation.
UCAACUCUUCUCACUUGCCGGUGUCUCCCCUCCCCUCUCUCUCGUUCCAAGCCAUUGAAAUUCCUCAAUUUUGUAACCCUAGAACCCUAGAUUAGAUUUGAUUAGGUAUUUUGUGCCGCAGGAUUGAAUUGGGUGGAAAUUUCUACCAGGUAUAAGCAUGGAAUGUUCUAAUUUAUGCAGUAAAGAUGAAUAGCGAAAGUGAGAAUCCAGAUUCGUCAUCUCUUCCUUCUUCCUCCGGGAGGUUUCUGGAAGCAGUUCGUCCUCAGCGAGACCUCGAGUCUAAUUGGACCGUCGAUUUGGCGAAGAACUUGGAGGAAUAUCUGCUCAAGAUUUGCUCGGGGCAGGUCUCCGGCGACGACGGUACCGUUCUCUCAGUAAAUUUUGCUGAAGCUGCAUUGCUGCUUCAGGGAUCUGUGCAGGUCUACAGUAGGAAGGUGGAGUAUUUGUAUUCACUGGUUCUCCAGGCUUUGAAUUUCAUUUCGCAUAAGAGUCAAGAAGAGCAAGCGGCAAAUGGUUCUCCUCAAUCAGGGGCUUCUGGUGCUCACAAUGCGGAAGCAGACACACAAGCAGGCGAUCCAUUUUGGAUUUCGGAUGAUGUUCCUGUGGAUCCAAAAAAUUUACUGGACAGUAAAGCUGUAUUACCAAGUCAGUUUGUAAAGCCGCCAUCAAAUCUUGUUGUGCUUGAAGGCGAAUGCUUAGAUGCUGGUGGUGAUGCCGGGGAGUUAGACUCAUAUCUGUUAGCAACGACUGAUCUCUACCGGGAAUUUAUUCUGCUGGACCCUCGUGAUGCUGUUGAAAUCGACAAAUUUCUUGAUUCUAAAUCUGGAAAAGGGCCAUCAUACAAGGGUAGCCUUUUGACACCUAACGGUGGCAAGGUCUUUCAAUCACCAUCGAGGCACUCUGGACAAAAUUCGUCAGCUCGAAAGGAAAAAGAUUGUAAUUUCAACAAAUCACCAUCUUUUGGUAAAGGAUUCGAAAAUAAUGGUUGCAGUACAGGGCGUUCUCCACUUGGCUCUGGCUUUCAUGCAGAUGUAAACGAUGGAUGUGGAUUUCCGGAGGGAUUUUCGGGACCUGGAGACAUGGAUGAUGAUUCUGAUUAUGAUGAUGACGAUCCAUGGAAACCUUUGGAUCCACAUGAACCAGGGAAUUUGAAAGUGAAACCGUACAAGAAAGCGAAACCUAAUAGGAGAGUAGAUUUCAAUUCAAAGAAACAAGUUUCUUUAGCAGCAGAGUUUCCGGUGGCGAAACUCCAUGGACUGAUCAGUGCCGAGUUUAAUGAAAUUUGGGAGGAAAAAUUUGGUGCCCUGACUAGACAUCAAAAAUCACAUUCGAUGUUUGAGAAGCUGAGGAAAUCACUCGUUGAAGGGGAAACAAAAGUUAACGAUGCCUUUACCAGUCCAGACAUUAAUGCUGAAGAAGAUGGAUAUGAUAGUGAUCAGGGUGGCUUGCCACCAGAAUUUGACAUUCCGGAUAAUAUAUUCGAUAAUGAAGAAGUGCUUUGCGGGCAAGAAAAGCAUGAAGAAACCAAUGCUCAAGAAAAUCUUGAAGAUCUUUGUAGAUCUCACUUGGAUUCUCUUCUUGCGACUCUUACUGAAAGUGAAAAGCAGACUGAAUUGGCUACUCGAGUUUCAACAUGGAAGCAAAAUAUCGAGAAAAACUUGGAAGAACAAGAUGCACGGCCGCCUUUCGAUAUCCACAUAUACGGCGAAAAGGUUUUGGAAAAACUAUCUUCCGAAGGAGAUGAUGAGGGGAACAACGAGUUGCCAUUCAUCGACGUGGUGAAAGGCCAAGAAAAGCACGACGUUGCCAGGACCUUUUCGGCUCUUCUGCAACUGGUGAACAACGGAGAUGUGGAUCUAGUUAAAAAUAAGACAACAUUCGACUCGGAAAUGAAUCCAUUCUCCAUUCGAUUGGUGAAGAAAAACAACGGCGGGCAGAAGAAGAAGGGAAUAUGGCUUCAAUCGGCGAAAAAGAGAGCUAAGUCGCCGCAAUUACUCAGGGAGCCUAAGGCUGCUGUUAAUUUAUCGAGCUGUAGAUUGUCCCAAGAUGUCGGAAAUGGUAGCAGUGACGGCAGCAGAGUCACCCCGGAGGGGAAGAAGCGACGCAAAUCGAAAGCGGUUGCGGUCGCUUCUCCUCCCUUGGGUAUGCAGUUUGAUUUUGUCGGAUGAGGAAACAUUCAUUCGAUCCCUGGUGUAUAUUUAACCUUUUUACUAUGAUGGGAUGGAUGGAUCGAUCAAUCUCUAUUGAUUGACUGAUGUCUGUAGUGUUAAAUGUGUUGCUCAUUAACUCACAUGUUUACUUGUAGUAGUAAAAGAUUGUCUUUCUUUUUUUAUACUAAUGUUAAAUUAUUAAUGUUGUAUACAGAGUGAUGAGCAAAAUGUUACUUUUUCUG